GCGUUUCACAACAUCCCUUAUCAUAUAAAUAGUCACCGAUCUGCCUCUUACUAUUCUACUUGUUGUCACGCCAAACCCAAUAUGGAUCAAGGAAGAUUAUCCCAUAUUCUUGAAAACACGUAUAUCCCUCCCAAAAAGAGCCUAGCUACCCCCCAGGUGCCUCCUUAUCAUCCCUGUUUGAUAGUUCAGGACAAACAAACAGACGUGACGAAAAUAAAGCCGUGUGGGUGUGCUGACAGUUACUGUGUCAAGAUGGCACCGGAGUGGAUUCCUACUCCUAAGUAGGUCCAUCUCCAUACCCUGAGAUGACAGUGGGACAAGAGUGAAUAGAAUAAUGAGAAACUAAUAUGCAACACUGGCACACCAGUACUAAUAUACAACUACUAAUAUACAAAUGCUACAUGCACAAAUACUGCAUUGGGUAUCACU
Messenger RNA from Yamadazyma tenuis ATCC 10573, 429 nucleotides. The record is from RefSeq and is a predicted model, not a curated record. NCBI's taxonomy places the organism in Eukaryota, Fungi, Ascomycota, Pichiomycetes, Serinales, Debaryomycetaceae.